Plutella xylostella (diamondback moth) is the source of this 739-nucleotide messenger RNA. RefSeq lists its product as uncharacterized. NCBI's taxonomy places the organism in Eukaryota, Metazoa, Arthropoda, Insecta, Lepidoptera, Plutellidae. The record is from RefSeq and is a predicted model, not a curated record.
ACAGGCAGAAGGCAGUCCGCUAGCCGCGCGCCCGGCCGACGCACGCCGCCGCCACAGCAUCACCUCACCCUGAUAAUGACUAAACCAUGACUCGGGAAUAAACAUAACAUUCGCGCACUGAUAACAUACGAUGACACAGAGUGAUCUCGCGAAUCUCAAUCUAUAGAUACCUACUUACAGUGGUGGUGUACUGUGUAUCGAACUGAAAGUUUAUUUUCGGUGGGAAAACAGUGUGUGAUUUUUCAAAAUGCGCCAAAACAGUGAUGCCUCGUUGUUGGCCAGUAGAGUAGCGGAGUUCAAGAGCGAUCCGGAGAAACUGCGACAAGCCUCAGAAUUUGUUGACGAGCUCAUUCAACAAGCUAAGAGAGAGGCAGAGCUUAAACAAAAAGAGAAAGACAGAAGUAAUAUCGAUGACGACGACGGGGACGCUGGUAAUCUGAAGCGCCGCCUAGGCCGAGCUAGGGGCUUCGUGCUUCGCAUGUUCGACGCUCUCUGCAACUGCACCCAGACCGCGGCCGCCGCAGCCCGCACCACCGCUCGCAAUAAUCCCUUCACUAAACGCUAAAUCACCGUCGCGCAUCAUUAUUCUGAGGAUCACCGUCGUCGCGCUAACUUUAUCAUUAUUCUGAGGGCUAAGAGCAAGGAGUUUCGUCAGAUUGGAUUUUCUUCAUUUUCCUUGAGAUGGUUUUGAUUGAGACGUUCAGUUAAUCGAGUUUGCUUUGAGGGUGGUUAUCGGAUA